This is a messenger RNA of Diversispora eburnea, 1881 nucleotides long. The record is from the annotation of a GenBank genome assembly. NCBI's taxonomy places the organism in Eukaryota, Fungi, Glomeromycota, Glomeromycetes, Diversisporales, Diversisporaceae.
AUGUCUGAUAAACGAAGACAAAUUGGAGCACCAAAAACUAAGCAACUUAAUGCUCAAAAAAAGAGACGGAAACGGACUGACCCUGGUGCAAAAACCCCUAAUACCACGCCUACCACCCCUACUAGAGGAUUUACUACCCCUGUUCCUUCUUCCUCCUCUCCUUCCCGCAUUUCUAACAAUAAAAUUCAUCCUCACCCAUAUCCAGCGCGCACACGUCAAACUAACGAAGAACAUAUAAACUCCUCUGCUACUUCUUCCUCAGUUGAAGAAGAACCAGAAAAGGUUAUGACAGAGGACGAAGAAGACCUUGAGGAUUACUGUAAAGGAGGUUAUCACCCAGUUAGAAUUGAUGAUACUUUCAAUGAAGGAGCAUAUGUUGUUGUACGUAAGUUAGGCUGGGGUCAUUUUUCAACUGUUUGGCUUGCAAGAGACGUUCGUAAAAAUCGACAUGUCGCUUUAAAAGUUGUUAAAUCAGCUCCACAUUAUACCGAAACUGCUCUGGAUGAAAUUAAAUUAUUACAAAAAAUUGUCGAUGCAAAUCCUAAUGCUCCUGGACGAAAGCAUGUUGUAGAACUUUUGGAUCAUUUUUACCAUCGUGGUCCUAAUGGUACUCACGUAUGCAUGGUAUUUGAAGUAUUAGGGGAAAAUUUAUUAAGCCUUAUAAAACGGUAUAAUCACCGAGGAAUACCUGCGCAUUUAGUAAAACAAAUAGCUAAACAAGUACUCAUGGGAUUAGAUUAUAUGCAUCGAGAAUGUGGUAUAAUUCAUACUGAUUUAAAACCAGAGAAUGUAUUGGUUUGCAUCGAUAAUGUAGAGGAAGUCGUAAAGAAUGAACUUUUAAAUGACACAAGAUCAACGACUACAUCUUAUAAAAAAGGUCACUCUAUACGUAUUACGGGAAGUCAACCUUUAUCACCUCCAUCAUCUGGGUCACCUUCAUCUCAAAAACCUAAUAAUACAAGCGAACAAACAAAAUCACCACAAGCAAAGGAAAAUGGCGAACAGCCAAUAAAUGGGGUUGGAACUGACAAAAAUAAUUAUGACGAGACAGAUGGGAUAAAUAGGGAUGACGCAGAGAGCGUAUGUGAUACAGAAAUGUAUUCUUCUCCUCUUACUCAAGAUAAAUUAACGAAUAAACCAUCUACUUCGACAAAAUGGACCACUCCAGAUGUAAUUAACGUUAAAAUUGCUGAUUUGGGUAAUGCGUGUUGGGUUGAACAUCACUUUACGAAUGAUAUCCAGACAAGACAAUAUAGAAGCCCUGAAGUCAUCUUAGGUAGCAAAUGGGGCCCCAGUGCCGAUAUUUGGAGUAUGGCUUGUAUGGCUGGAUCUCGUUAUAACAAGGAUGAUGAUCACAUAGCUCAAAUUACAGAGUUGUUGGGAUUAUUCCCAAAGCAUUUGGCAUUGAGCGAACUUCGUCACAUCCAUAAGCUACGACAUUGGAAGCUUGCGGAUGUAUUACAAGAAAAAUAUUUACUUUCACGAAAUGAAGCCGAUUUUAUGGCAGACUUUUUGCUUCCUAUGUUAGAUUUGAAUCCAGAUAAAAGGUCUACGGCACGUCAGUCAUUGCAACAUCCAUGGCAUCAAAUAGAUGAUGAUAAAGAUAAUUUGGGAGGAGGAACAUCAUCAACACACAUGACUGGAAGUUGUGAUUCUCGAGAUAAUAGAACUCAUAGAACUUUAAAUAGCAUUAAACAAAAAAGUGAUAAAAAGGAGCAAAGUAAAGAUAAAGAUGGUAGAGACAAGGAAAGAGAUAAAGAAGUAAGAAAGAGUGUCGUUGAAAACGAAAGUGACCGCAAUCGACGGUUUGAAUACCACAAAAUAUCAACCACCAAGUCUUCCAACCUUGAUGUUAAAAGCGAACAUGUUAGACGUUAUUGA